This is a messenger RNA of Brassica oleracea var. oleracea, 426 nucleotides long. Its product is annotated as 60S ribosomal protein L39-1. Lineage: Eukaryota; Viridiplantae; Streptophyta; Magnoliopsida; Brassicales; Brassicaceae. The coding region runs from base 53 to 208 and encodes 51 amino acids. Gene Ontology annotation, biological process: translation. The record is from RefSeq and is a predicted model, not a curated record. Gene Ontology annotation, molecular function: structural constituent of ribosome. The transcript has 3 exons. Gene Ontology annotation, cellular component: ribosome; cytosolic large ribosomal subunit.
AGUUUAACUUCGUUUCGGCUCCGUCACAGGAACAAGAUCGCAGGGCUUCAAGAUGCCGUCGCACAAGUCAUUCAUGAUAAAGAAAAAGCUGGCGAAGAAGAUGAGGCAGAACAGGCCCAUUCCACACUGGAUUCGUCUUCGCACUGACAAUACCAUCAGGUACAACGCAAAGCGUAGGCACUGGCGCAGAACCAAACUUGGAUUCUAAGAGGUUACGUUUGCGUAUUGUGGAAGCUCGGUUAUUUCCAAAACUUGAGUUUUGUUUUAGUGUUUUGUCUCAAUUUUGAUUGUGACUAUUAUCUUGUUAACGUUUGUGUUAGACAAUCUUUAAUCAGUUUUGUUUUGAAAAUAUCCUUCCAAGAGUACUUAUUGUCGGAUUGAGUUAGUUCAAAGAUUGUGGAAAUGGGUUGUAUCCAGAUUUUUGCU